GAUCUGGUGGCUUCGACCUGUAUGGUGGGGGCUAUAAAGACUCCAUGUCCGGGCUGGGGGGCUACGGAGGUGGAGGAGGAGGCCAUAUGAAGAGGGGGCUUUCAGGGACCUCCUCCACAGGAACCCAUGCAGAUGCAGUCAUCGCCAAAAUCAACCAGCGUCUGGACAUGCUGACUCAGCUGGAGGGGGGGCUGAAAGGGUCCCGCGGCGACAGGUUUGACCACUACGAGUCUUUCGACUCUCGCUCCCCCGCCCUCCCCCCCUCCCGAGAUCUCUACAGAUCCUCUGCUGGGAGCUAUGGGUACGAUGGCCGCGAGGAUGGGAUGCUGCUGAGUCAGAGAGGAAACUCCGGCUUUGGGGGUGUUGUUGGUCUGGGAGGGGGGGGCGGAGGCUUUGACAGCCCCUCCUCAUCAUCCUCUGCUUCCUAUGGAGUCGCCAAAAUGCGACAGAAUAUGAGAGAGUCGUUCAACCAGGGAGGAGGAGGAGGUGGGGGGGGCUGGACAGGGCGCCGCUCCCCCAGAAGGGGUGGAGGAACAGGAGGGUUUGCAAACCGCAGGUCGGACCCCCCUCCGUUAGGCGGGGGUGGGCGAGGGGGGGGGAGACUCUCCUCCUCUCCGGGGGGGGGUCGAGGCAAGCUGCCCUCCCUCCUGGCCAGCCGCAUGUACCCUGAGAGCGGGGGCUUCCAGCAGCAAGACAUCCCCGGGAGGCACUUUGGAGGGGGGCCGCGGGCCGGCCGGCAGCGGGGCCGCAAGAGACCCCUCAACAAACAGGUGAAGCCUCAGAGGGAGAUGCAGAAGAAGAGGAAGCAGACUCUCACGGCAGCCGACGAACCCGAGUCCAAGAUGAACCGAACAGAGCCGGCAGAAACUAAACCAGAGCCAGCCGAGAAGAACGGUGACGACGGUGAAACAAAAGCUGCAGUGGAGGUCUUCAAAGCUCCUGCAGACGCAGAUAACGCUUCCCCAGAGCAGAAGGAGGAGAAGAGUCCGGCGGGCAAACAGAGCCCGAGCCCCGGCCAGGACAAACACCCCAAGAUGAGGAAGAGGAGGGGCUUCCUGGAGAGGGUGAUGUUCGCCUGCUCGGUGUGUAAGUUCCGCUCCUUCUAUAAGGAGGAGAUGGAGACUCACCUGGACAGCCGCUUCCACAAAGACCACUUCAAGUUCCUGUCCGGACAGCUGUCCAAGCCCACCACCGACUUCCUGCAGGAGUAUCUGCAGAACAAGUUUAAGAAGACGGAUCAGAGGGUGGGUCAGCUGGAGAACCACAGCGCCGCCAUCUGCCAGGUGUACAGGGAGCAGGACCUCACCAAGGAUCUGGGGAUGGAGCACUUCAUGAGGAAGGUGGAGGCCGCACACUGCGCCGCCUGCGACGUGUUCAUCCCCAUGCAGCCGCAUCUCAUCCAGAAACAUAUCAAGUCCCCGGAUCACAACUACAACAGGAAGGGGAUGAUGGAGCAGUCGAAGAGGGCGAGUCUCUCCGUCGCUCGCAGCAUCCUGAACCACAAACUGAUCGGGAAGAAGCUGGAGAGCUACCUGAAGGGGGAGAACCCGUUCACUGGGAAUCAGGACGAUCAGGACCCCGAUGAUUCGAUGGCGAUGGACGUCUCUGAACUGGAGCUCACCGGCGAGGGAGGAGGCGACCAAUCAGAGGAGGGGAAGGGACAGGAAGAGGAGGAGCUUCUGGGGGAAGAGGAGGACAAGGAGGCAACAGCAGAAACAGCUGUGGGAGAAACAACAACAAACACAACAGGAGAGGAGGAAGAGGAGAAGAUGGAUGCUGAGGAAGGACAGCAGGGAGAGGAAGACGAGGAUGGAUUUGAAGUUGAAGAUGAGGAGGAAGGAUAUGUGGUGCACGAUGAGGCCGGUGAAGAUGAGGGAGUGAAGGAGGAAGAGGAGAAGAAGAAAGAGGAGGUGAAGGAGGAGGAGAAGAAGGAGGAGGAGGAAGAGGAGGAGGAGGAGAAGGAGGAGAAGAAGGAGGAGGAGAAGGAGAAGGAGGAGGAGGAGAAAGAUGAAUGACUUUUGCACCAUGUGACUGAGCAGAGGUGCUCUGGGCUCAGCGCUCCCCUCAGGCGGCCGCCUCCUCUCUGGAGCGUCUGCGCCCCACAACUCCUGCAAACAGCAAAGCAUGUUCUUUUAUUAACUCUGACCUAAUUCUCUGGUUUCUAAAUUCAGAGCGCUUCGAGCCCCUCCUGCUGCCAGCGUCAGUCCAUCGAGCUCCUUCCGUUUGAUCAAGGCUCCUCCUGCUGCCAGCGUCAGUCCAUCGAGCUCCUUCCGUUUGAUCAAGGCUCCUCCUCGGCUCCUCUUCACACGUUAUUUUUUUGUGCCUUUUUUGUUGAAAGUAUUUUUAUUUUCUUUACGACUUUGUGUCGAGUCGGUGUUAUAAACAUGAAUGAUGUUCGUAGGGUUUUUAUUCUGCAGCCGCCUGUCGAGUGAUUUAACAUGAUGUGAAACAAACUGUUCUGAGGAAAUAAAGCUGUUGAAUAAAAUCACGUUUCCCUCA
This is a messenger RNA of Gymnodraco acuticeps, 2499 nucleotides long. RefSeq names its product A-kinase anchor protein 8-like. Gene Ontology annotation, molecular function: DNA binding. The record is from RefSeq and is a predicted model, not a curated record. NCBI's taxonomy places the organism in Eukaryota, Metazoa, Chordata, Actinopteri, Perciformes, Bathydraconidae. Gene Ontology annotation, cellular component: nucleus.